Molecule: messenger RNA, 4509 nt
Organism: Prorocentrum cordatum
Lineage: Eukaryota; Dinophyceae; Prorocentrales; Prorocentraceae
Source: the annotation of a GenBank genome assembly
AUGCCUCUGUCCUCCGUGGCUGGUGGCCUCGCCCGCGUCGGCGCCUGGAUUGUCUCCGACAAGGCCUGGGGCCUCGUGGAGAGCUCCCUCGGCAACGCGACCGAGUGUGCGGUCGCGUACGGGCUCGUCGGCUCGCUGAAGUGGGGAGCGGCCCUGAUCUCCAUCGCGUCCUUCUUCCUGGGCGUCUUCGUCGGACGCUAUGCCGUUCCAAGUUCGAGCAGUCUGGAUCCGAGCGAGAAGGCCGACGAGGACGGGAGGUUGUGGUAUAUGGCGACGCCCGACGGAGACGUCUACCCGCACGAGCUGACGGCCCAGGCAUUGCGUAUCAUCGUGCCGUACGAUAUGACGGAUCGGAGGCAGCUGGCCAACCGAGAGGGGGCCAACCCCGUGGGCGUCGGCACCUACGGCAGGGACUGGGUGAUGAGCCCCGCAGCCUUCGCGCUCCAGUUGCGCUUCGUGUUGGGGCAGUCGCUCGACGAGGUGCUGGAGACGGCGGCGGCGGCGGCUGGAGCCCCCGAGGAGCCCGAGGCGGAGGCGAGGCCGGCGGCGGCGAGAGCGCCUUCAGGAUCGGCCUUGGCCUCGGCGGAGAUUCCGACUGAGUGGGGCUCUGGCCGCGGGCGCCUCCCAGACCCCUCGCCGUCGCGUUGGCGCUGCAUCGCCUCGAGCGACGGCGAGGGGAAGGGCUUGCUGCCCGACGAGGACCUGGACGCCUUCGUGAUCGCGUCGGGGUUCGGCAUGGCGAUGAAGGGGGGCCGCACGAUGCUGGUGCGGGCUCUCCCUCCCGACGGCGGGGACGAGCUCGACGCGCGCGUCCUCGCGCUGCGGGCCAACACCACGGAGCGCUUCCUCGGUAUGCGUGAGGCUGUGGCGGAGCUCACCGAGACGCAGUGGGAGUUCUUCCCGAUCAACGGGCCCCGCACCGUGAAGUGGGUGUGCGAGUUCGUGCGGGAGAAUGACGUCACCUUCAGGUCUCGGCACGCCAAGUUCAAGGCCGAGACGGGACUGUCGUCGUCGGACCAGGACGUCUCCGUCCAUGAGCUCUGCUGCCGCAUCAUGCAUCUGCUGCUGACCUGCGACCAGCUCAACGCCAGCGAGCUGUCGUGUGCAGAACUGGUAUGUCGUCGACUCCAGAUGGCCGAGUACCGCCAUCGCGAGAGGGUUCUCACGACCUCUCGAGGUGACGAGCUGCUCGAGGACUCGCAUUUGUACCUCGGGACGGGCGAGACCCGCGGAUUGGUCUGCAUCUCGCCGAAGCUGCUCACUUUCGUGACGGAUGAGCUCCACAAGGAGAGCCUCGUUCUCAAGGAGCGGCGGAAGCUGAAGGAGGAGCGGAUGGCCUCGCGGGGUGAUGACGGACACGGCGGCGGGGGCGGCGGUGACGGCAAGGCACGCCUUUCAGGAAUGCAGAGCACCGUUGAUCGCCAGAAGUCGGAGAUCGAGAAGUUGAAGAAGCAGCUGGCGGCUGCACCCAGGGCGGACUCUAAGGGAAAGGGCCGUGGAGGUGCUACCGCUGGCGGGGUCGUCUCGGCGCUCAAUUUUCUCAACGGGCGCCUGGGCGGCGACGGGUUCGACAAGUUAUCGGCGGCGCAGCUCACUGGCAUCGAGUCGCUCUACGACCACCUGCUGGAGUUCGGGCCUCCCGAUGUCAGUCCCACGGCGGCUUACACUGAGCUGCGUGGGUGUUCUCCUGGGUACGACAUGUCCCCAGCGAAGGCGGUUCUGUUCACCGAAGGGAGCGUGGCGGUGCCUUCGGACUCCAGGAAGUGCGAGCCCGCCUACCUGUUGUCGGAGUCCGUGCGCGACUUGUGGCAGGACUGGGAGAAGCAUCUCUUGCGCCCUCGUAAGGAGUGGCUUGCUAAUGUACCACCUCACUUCGACGCCAGGUUGAAGAGCUCGCCGAAGCUCUACGCCAGCUUUUUGCACGACUUGUUCAAUGCGGGGAUGAUCGAAUUCACCAGCGAGCGCAAGCACACGCUCGCGCCGUUCUUCGUCGCCAAGCGGGACGGGAGCGGCCAGCAGCGGAUGGUUCUGGACACCCGGCGUGUCAAUCGUAUGUUUUAUGACCCCGACGUCGCCGAGCUGCCGACGGCAGGCAGCUGGCAGAGCCUGCGGCUCGGGGCCGACAGCAGCCUCUUCCUCGGUCAGUGCGACAUCGAGGCAGCCUUCUAUCGGUUCCUUGCGCCGCCUGGUCUGAGCGAGCUGAUGAUUCUCCCGAGUAUCGAUCGCGGUGCUCUUGCCAACGUGCUGCCGAGCGGCACUCUCGACGGCAUCGUCGGUCGCAGGUGUUCGCCUUGUCUGAAGGUGCUGCCCAUGGGCUGGAACUGGAGCCUGUUCUUCUGCCAGCACGCCGUCGAGGGUAUGCUGAGGACCGUCGGCAUCGGCGAUCACAGACUCGUCCACGAGAGGAAGGUGAUUCCCGACCUCGAGGGCGAGACCGUCGCCGCCGCCUACGUCGACGGAGUCGCCGUGAUCGGCUCCAAGUACGACGUGGUCGUCUCGCAGCUGGAGACGGUGCACGGCGCGUUCAACGCGGCGGGCCUCCAGUGCAAGGAGAUGGAGCCGCCGAGCGAUCACCAGAAGUUCACAGGUCUGAUCUUCGAUAGAGAGUCGGGAAGGAUAUCGCUGGGGCGGUCGCGGAUGUGGAAGAUCCGCCAGGCGCUGCUGUGCCAGGCGUCCCAGCGCUACGCCACGGGAAAGGAGCUGGCCAGCCUGGUCGGGCACUUCAACUGGGCGGCCCUUCUUCGCCGACCACUCCUGUGCAUCUUCCAGUCGACGUAUCGGUUCAUCAAGAAGGCGGGUGACAGCCGCUGGAGGAUAUGGCCCGAGGUGAUUCGUGAGCUGCGAGUCGCCGCCGCUCUCGUGCCCUUCGCUUACUGCGACGCGAAGCGGCCCGUGGACUCGACGGUCUACUCCACCGACGCUAGCACGGGCGACCUCGACCCUGCGGGCAGCUUGUACGGCGGCUACGGGGUCACCAAGCGGGAGCUCAGCCAGCAGCUGGUGUUGGAGACAGCUCGGGUUCGCGAGCGGUGGCGCUACCACGUGGAGGGAGCCCUGCACGCCCGGGAGUUCGCCUUCGCCGCCCGCGACACCUCGAGGGAUCCGUCCGACGGAAUGUCUUUCGCCACUGUGGACUCGGACGUCGUCUUCCCGAUGGAGGCCUGGCGGAACGUGACCUUCGGCCGCUGGUGCCGCGAGGAGAACAUCCUGAGGCUCGAGGGGCGUGCCCUCGCGCUCGGCGUGCGCCACAAGAUGCGGUUGUGCAGCUACAGCAUUAUCCACGAUAUGUCCGUAGCCGUGAGAUGGCUACCUUCAGAGUGGAACACUUCAGACAAAGUUCGGUCGAAGGCGGCGGGUCGCGUCGAGUUGGCACGCCAGAAGGCCAAUCGGGCGAAGCUCAGAGCCGCGAAGUUCGGCGGACCCAACUGCGACCCUCGGCAUGAGCUGACCUUCUUGCAGAGGCACAAGGUGCGGGAGGCCACCAUCCGCAGCUUCGACAACCACGUGACCAGCUUCCUGGCCUGGGCCGCCGUGCCGUCGCUGGACGACAUCACGGCGGACCGCCUGGACGCCCUCCUGGCGGCCUACUUGGACAAGCUGUUCUGGGACGGGGAGCUGGCGGAGACGGGCUCGCGGCUGCUGGCGUCCGUGCAAUACAGGCUGCCGCGCGUGCCGCGGCCGAAGCACGGCGGCCUUCCGCUGGCGCGGGCCGCGCUCUCUGGCUUUCGAGUGCACUCGAGGAGCACUCCGAUGUCGCCCGUCGGGAAGCCGAUCGUGUGGGCGAUGAUCGGGAUCGCCGCGCUCGAGGGGGACUUCGAGUGGGCGGGGGCGGUCGCGCUCGCGUGGGACGCGAUGAUCCGCCUCCCGAGCGACCUCGUCGGCAUGACGGUCGACACGCUGGUGGGCCCAGGCCGCGGCGAGGAGCCCCGCUGGGCGCUGUUGCUGUACCCGAUCGAGGGAUCGGCCUGCAGCAAGUCGCUCGCGCAGGACGAGGGCGUGCUGCUGCGGAGCGCGGCCUGGCGUGGCGGCUGCGGGAGCUUCCUGAAGCUGCUCCGCGCGGCGCGGCCCGCUGGGUUGCCCCUGUGGUCGUUCAGCGCAACGACCUUCGGCGCCGAGUUCCGACGUCGGCUGUCACUGGUCCCGGGUGCGCCCGACAUGAUCCCGUACCAGCUGCGGCACUCCGCGGCGUCGCGCGCCACGGCGGUGGAGGGCAUGCCUCUGGCCGAGCUGCAAGCACGUCUACGCCACACGAGCGCGCAGAGCACGGCUCGGUACUCGCGGCACGUGCGCUACCUCGCGGAGCUCGAGAAGGUCGACGUCGAGGUCUCGGAGUGGGCCCAGGAGGUCGAGGACAGCAUCGGCCAGAUCCUCGGCCAGCAGCGGCGACCGCGGCGCCCCCGCUUCCUCAAGGCGGAGGCGCUGGCGUCGGGCAGGCCUUGCAAGACCUUGCCCGCGCGUGCCGCGCUGCCGCUGGCCAGUUCGGUGAGACUGAAGCUAGCAAUAUUCUAG